Asparagus officinalis (garden asparagus) is the source of this 1000-nucleotide messenger RNA. RefSeq names its product probable WRKY transcription factor 70. The record is from RefSeq and is a predicted model, not a curated record. The transcript is spliced from 3 exons. Gene Ontology annotation, biological process: regulation of DNA-templated transcription. Gene Ontology annotation, molecular function: DNA-binding transcription factor activity; sequence-specific DNA binding. Lineage: Eukaryota; Viridiplantae; Streptophyta; Magnoliopsida; Asparagales; Asparagaceae. Bases 81 to 797 code for a protein of 238 amino acids.
UGAAUCUAAUUAAGAGAGACAGAGACAGAGACGGAGAGAGCGACCGAGCGCAAAGAAGAGAAAAAGAGAGAGAACUGAUCAUGAGUUCUUCAAAUAAUCAAGACACCGCGAUCGAAGAGCUGGUCAAAGGGCGGGAACUUGCCGGUCAACUCGGAGCUCUUUUGGAACAAAACCAUGACCUGGGCUCAAUCGUCGAAGAAAUCUUGGGUGUAUUUUCUAGAGCACUCAUGUUCAUGGAUUCCGCGGCGGAGAUUAACGGUCGAAGGAGGAAGAUCCGGUCGACGAUGACCGGAGGAUGUCAGAGGAGACCUCGCUCUCGUUCGCACACGAUGAUCAAGGUGAAGUCGCUUGAUGAUGGCUAUUCUUGGCGGAAGUACGGGCAAAAAGGAAUACAUAGAUCUAAAUUCCCAAGGUGCUACUUCAGGUGCACCCACAAACAUGAUCAAGGAUGCAAAGCAACAAGACAAGUGCAGCAAUCCGAGGAAGAUCCGUCCUUGUUCAUAAUCACGUACUUCGGGGAGCACACUUGCAAACACCCGAUAGAUUUUGCAUCGACACGCGUUGAGGAAGAGAAUCCUUGCAUAAUAAGCUUCGCUUCAGACGCGAAGUUUGAUGCCAACCUUAAACAACCUAAGAUCCCACCGUUGAGCCCAGAGCACAGCGGAGAAGGACACGUCAGCAAUAUUCCAACGAUGGAAGGAUCAGGCGGUCACGGUGAUGUACGGUCAUGCGUCGAUAACUGGUGGUGGGAUUUCAUGGAAGAGGCCUUUGAUUUUGAUGGGCUGUUGAGCUUCUGAUGAGCCUUGUGUUGUGUUGGCGGGCUUUUGGCGUGUUCAUGAGGUUGGGCUUGCUUGUUGGAGGGUUUUGAAUAAUCCUAUGUGUUUUUAUCCCUUUGUGAAAUAUAUUCACCCUAAUCUACGGAGAAAAGAGGUGGUGGACUUGUUAUCUAUUUCAAAUAUUGACGUGCUUGUUUUAGUGAAAAAUACCCCUUUCAGUGGUC